Messenger RNA from Carassius auratus (goldfish), 3876 nucleotides. Its product is annotated as glutathione hydrolase 5 proenzyme-like. The coding region runs from base 84 to 1733 and encodes 549 amino acids. Lineage: Eukaryota; Metazoa; Chordata; Actinopteri; Cypriniformes; Cyprinidae. The record is from RefSeq and is a predicted model, not a curated record. Gene Ontology annotation, molecular function: glutathione gamma-glutamate hydrolase; leukotriene-C(4) hydrolase activity. Gene Ontology annotation, biological process: inflammatory response; leukotriene D4 biosynthetic process; glutathione catabolic process. The transcript has 12 exons. Gene Ontology annotation, cellular component: plasma membrane.
CCUCCUCUCCGCCCCGACAUUAAAAAAGUCAGUGAGCAGCGCGCGCGUCUCAUUCUACCUGCUGAGCGCGCGCUGAGCAAAGCAUGGCCAAAUCUCAGUCGAGACGCUGCUGCUUCUGCAUACUCGCUUUAGUGUGCUCUGUUGUGAUUAUCUGCAUUUGCGUCAUUUUAGCCACCAAACAGAGAUGCGCGUUUACGCACGCCGCUGUUUCUGCGGACUCUUCCAGGUGCUCCGACAUCGGCAGGGACAUGCUGCUUGAGGGGGGCUCAGCGGUGGACGCAGCAAUCGCAGCUCUGCUCUGCACUAGUUUGGUCAACCCACAGAGCAUGGGUUUGGGUGGAGGGGCCAUCUUCACCAUUAUGGACAAAACAGGCAAAGUGAAAAUCAUCAGCUCAAGAGAAACAGUCCCAAAAGGGGUCCAAGCGGAUCUGCUGAAUAAGUGUCCAAAAGCCUUUCAAUUUGCUACAGGAAGUCACUGGAUAGGUGUACCAGGAGAACUCCGCGGCUAUGAAAAAGCUCAUCAGUUGUAUGGAAAGCUGCCCUGGGCCAAACUAUUCGAGCCGUCCAUCAAGCUGGCACGAGAGGGCUUCCCCAUGCCAGCCUACCUGGCUAAAUUCUUGGAUAAUAGUUUAAUUAAAACACUGAUUCUUGCCACUGAACUCCGUGAUCUGUUCUACAAGAACAACAUGGUUCUAAAGGACACCCUUAAGUUCCCUAAGCUGGCAGAAACCAUGGAAACUAUCUCCAAAGAAGGAGCCAAUGCCUUUUACACCGGAAAAAUCGCCAAGGACUUGAUACAGGAUGUAAAAGAGAGAAAUGGAGUGUUAUCAUUAGAAGAUCUGAGCACUUUUCAGGUCAGAGUCAGUGACGCGUGGUCAGUCCAACUAGGUGAUUACAGGAUGCACAUCCCUCCUCCACCGGCAGGGGGAGCGAUACUCGGCUUUAUCCUCAAACUGAUGCAUGGAUUCAGGCUUUCUCCGGCCUCUAACCAAGGGCACCAGAAAACCUUGAAUUUGCAUCGGUUCCUUGAGGCAGUGAAGUUUGCAAAUGGACAAAAGCACAACCUCAAAGACCCCAACUUCAACUCCAGACAAAAUAUGGAGUACAUCAAAGAUGAGAAGUUCAUUGAGCAAAUCAGGGCUUUGAUAACUGACGGCUCCACACACGACGCCUCUUACUACAACAUCACUCCGUCAGUCGACCGUGUUGGCACCACACAUGUUUCAGUGAUGGCAGCAGAUGGCAGUGCUGUGUCAGUCACCAGCACCAUCAACCACAUGUUUGGGUCAGCCGUUUUCUCUCCUAAAACGGGUAUCAUCCUCAACAACGAGCUAGCUGACUUCUGCGGCCGAGCAGAUUCUGUCACACCAGGCGAGCAGCCUCCCUCCUCCAUGGCUCCUACCAUCCUGCAGUCCCAGGAGAAGACUGUAGUGAUUGGUGGAUCAGGAGGAAGUUUUAUCACCACAGCUAUGGCCCUGUCCAUUAUGAACCACUUGUGGUUUGGGAUGAACCUUAACGAAUCUAUCGCUGCUAAAAUAGUAUUUGUGGAUGCCAAAAACAAUGUCCAGUUUGAGCAAGGAUACGACAAUUCUUCUAUCAAUGCAAUGAAAAGGAUGGGACACAUUGUGAACAACAGCAUAUUUUUCAAUGUGGUCAAUGGCAUCUCGAAAGAAGGACAGUGCAUCAGUGCCGUAUCUGACGCCAGGAAGCUAGGCAGGUCAGCGGGAUACUGACCCUGCCUCUGUUUGUGCCGUCAGAUGUUAGAGACUGGUGAUUCAUCAGGACUGGGAGGAAGUGAGGGUGGAACCAAAGGGUCAGCGCUCCCUUUCAGCGACGCCUGUAGACACCAUAAAUUCAAAUAUGGGGUGAUUGUGCACAGUGGUGUGCAUUUGUCCGACCAUGUCCACUUUUGUUGGACUCACAGUAACUUACAGGAACAUUUGAGUGCAUGUAAAUAUAUUUUGUCAGGUAGACAGGGGCUAGUUGUCACACAGAGGAAGGCUUGCAUCUCUAAAACCACACUGGCAUUCAUUUAGGAUAGAGUCAACUGUGUAAUGAAGGUAGAUUUUAUCUGAAACCAUAAAUCUCAGGUUGGGACAAGUUGUCGUACAAAGAGUGCUGCAGCAAUGAUGUAUUUUUGUAGGCCAACCCAAAAAGCCUCGACAGAAACCCAAUUUGAUUUUUCCUCUUGCUUUUGGAUAAUUGCAGAAAAUCAGUUCUGUGCCAAACAAAAGCUUAUGAUUCUUGCACAUUUUGUUCAUCUUCACAAAUAACCUUUUAUGCAUUUUGAAGCCUAUAUACAAUCGCCAGAAGUAUAAAGGUGCUUGCACAUUGUGUAGUUCUAGGAACUAUCCAAUAGGGUCGUUCCUAGAAAAACUAUUUCCCUCUCAAGCAUUUUUCCCAGUUGCUGGCAGCAGGAACUGUGACGCGGUCUUUUAAACGCCAUUUACAAACAUCAACAAUUAAUUCAUGUUUUGUUUCGAGAGAUGGAAUGUAAACGCACAAUUUACACGACUGAAAGAACAUGAAAAUCUAGGAAUAUUAAUCUGAAGUAGGAGCUUAAUUAAAUCCCACUAACGAAGAUACUGAAAUGGUUCCUAAUUCCAGCAGUACGAACAUGCCAAAAAGCAGAAACUUCCACCAAUAGUUCUAGGAAAAAAGCAAAAUGCAAUAGUACCUUAUACACCAUGUUCAAAUGACUUCAACGCCACUGACAUUAAGCUUCAGAGCAUGAUUAGAAACACACCAAGGCUGUAAAAGUGGACUGGCGAGUAGAUGAGAUUUCCUGUUCGGUGUGAUAACGUUUAAUGUCGCCAACAAUGUCUGUAGUCCAGUGUAGCCACUUGUUGUAUUAAUGCUGCCUUCAUGUGCUUUUGAAAAUUUCCCAUUUCCUUGUGAAGUCUAGUGCUUUUUUGUCUGAAAAAAUCUAAUUUAGCAACCCAUUGGUUGACAAUCAUAUAAACAUUCACUGCGCUACAUACUGUAUAUGCAGUUUGCUGACAAUUCUGGAAUUUGAGGUCAAAUACUUGUUUAUUUCACUGCUUAUAAAACAUACAAUAUGCUUCAAAAGAUCUUUUUUUUAUAGCCUAUAAAUACACUACUUUAGUGACAAGACAAAGGGAUGUAGAUUUUGUGAGAACAGCUUUGACAGAAGCAAUGGUUGUCCCCUCCACCAUGUUUUAAGAUUAUGACCCACUUAACUCGGAAACUCUGGUAUCAAAAUUAUGAGCGGCAUUGCCCUCUAAUUUCCAAUUAGGAAACUCGUAUUUACGAUAAUUCCGAUAGCACGCAUAGGCAACACAAGUGAUUUAUUUUAUGUCCAGAAUAAAACAUGAAAUUAUCUUGAGUUGUGUUCACCACAGAACUUAUUUCUGGCAUGUAACCAGAAACCCAUUAAAAAUAACAUUGACUUAAGGACAAUGAAAAUGCUAAAUUGUUUCCAGGUUCUGGUCUACAAAAAUACACCAUCCCAGCAUAGGUCAAGUUGUUGUUGUUUUUUAGAAGCUGUAUUAUUAUUAUUUUUCCUGGCCAGUAAUUAUAGAAAUGUCAAGAAAAAUUUUUUGUAACCAAAUCUUUUAGCUAUGUACAAAAACUGUCAUCAUAGCCAUUUUCAGAUUAUGUACAAAGAUUCACUUAACAUCAUCCAGCAAUAUAUAAUGAGAGCUAACAGCGAUUAUUUGAGGUCAGUGUUUUUAAAUGCAUCUUACUGAACAGAUUACAUUUUUAAAAGUGUUACUGUAAAUGUUGGGAAAAACUGUUUCAGAAAAUCGAAAUGUGAAUGUCAUCAAACUGAAUGAGAUACUGCAAUUACUUUUUUUAUUUGAGCAAUUAUUGUUUUUUUACUUGUGAAUAUUUUCUAGUUUUCAUAUGCAAUUU